CUAAUUGAUAUUUUAUUUGUUUAACUUUAUAGUACAAAACACAUAACAAGUCCGAGAGUUUGAAAUGAAUAUCGUAAAUCAACAAUGGAUACAGAAAUUAAAAAUUAAAUACCACCGUGAUGUGUAUUGAGACGUUCUUACCUGUAAUCAGUUUUUAAUCAGCGAUACUUUUCAUUUAUGAUUGAUUUACGUGACGGGGCAGUUGUAAUUAAAUGGUCAAAUACAUUUCGAUUGUGGAGCUUAUAGAAGUAAAGAUUUUGACAUAAUGUUACUUUUAAACAUGGAGAAAGAUGGGGAUAAAAAUUGCUCACCAAGGAAACAUAUUCAUAACGCAAGAUACCAGUUAUGUAGAAGUGAUUGUAAACAUAUUAUGGACGCUUGGACUGAAAAUAAUAUGGAGUCUCCAAAAGCAUGUUUUAACAGAUUACGAAAAGUUGUUGACUUGAAACGAACUUCUAGUGACAGUGCUGUUCAAGAUUUGAAUAAAGCUUCACAUGUACCGAUUCCAUAUGGAAAAGCACCUUAUAGAUCCCGGAAAGCCAAUAAAAUUUUACAGAAAAAUCAGUCCACAAGACCGGUCCCCAGAGGAACAUGGAUACCAGGUGUUAAUGACGAAGAUAUCGUCAAACCAACACAUUUUAUGCCAUCUGAAGCACCGCCAUCCACAAUGAGACAACAUCAACGGCGUGUUCUAUCUGCUAGUUCUUGUCCAAAAAGUUUGUGUUCAUCAUUCAACAGUCGAUUCAUGCUUCCGGGAUAUACUUCUACAUCAGAUUCAUCAAGCGAGGAACCAAUCACAGUUAAAGACGAUACUGAAAUACACAUCCGCAAUCCAAAACCAUCAAAUAUCAGAAAGUCCAAGUCAAUGCAUGUUGGAACUUGCAAACUGAUUCAAGUGAGCGAGUGUAAAGAAACACGUUUUAGCACACUGCCUCGUAGGAUACCAGUUAACCCAAAGAAUAGUGCAAAAGAAUUGAAUCGAGUUCCAGUUUUUGAUCCCGAGGAACUGGAUUCUUCGAACAAUAAUUCUACGGACCUUGGGUUACCAGGUAUGUGCGACGUUACGCCUCGGCCUUUAUCGAAAGGUCAGAAAAGUUGUACGUGUUGUAGUCUAUGUGAAAUUAUGUCUCCUAGAUUAAUAGAUUGCAAUCCAAAUUCAAAAUUACAGAACUGUUCAUGUGAGACAUGUCUGUUUAACUCUAAAGGACGAACCGGAUUAGUGCAAUAUAAACAUGGUGACGUUAUAAAGACGUUCAAUUGGUUAGAACGGAAUGGCAAAGAAACAGAAUUGUGAAUGUGGUUUCAUGUGAUCCAAUUUUAUUAUAGAUUUUCUAAAUUUCUGUGGUAGGGUAAAAUAAAAAACUGAAACUGCUUUAAUAUAAAUAAUCUAUUUGCAUUAUUUAAGGUGAGUAUUAGGCCUUUAGAUAUUUAGUUUCAUAAUAGAACUAAUCAUUGAAUUACAAGUCACUUUUUAACAUACAUUUUUGUACGAGGCUGAAAACUUAUUCAAUUUAUGAUUGCUCAUUAUACACUGAUUAAAAUAUAGCAUACUUUCCAUUACAAAAAAAAGAGGAUUUUAGUAAGGUAAAUAUCAAACUUCAAGCUUGAUUACA
Messenger RNA from Mytilus trossulus (common blue mussel), 1613 nucleotides. RefSeq lists its product as uncharacterized. The record is from RefSeq and is a predicted model, not a curated record. The transcript has 5 exons. NCBI's taxonomy places the organism in Eukaryota, Metazoa, Mollusca, Bivalvia, Mytilida, Mytilidae. The coding region runs from base 266 to 1294 and encodes 342 amino acids.